Ceratotherium simum simum (southern white rhinoceros) is the source of this 685-nucleotide messenger RNA. It is a transcript of the gene UCN3, whose product is annotated as urocortin 3. Lineage: Eukaryota; Metazoa; Chordata; Mammalia; Perissodactyla; Rhinocerotidae. Gene Ontology annotation, biological process: digestion; adenylate cyclase-activating G protein-coupled receptor signaling pathway; hormone-mediated signaling pathway. The record is from RefSeq and is a predicted model, not a curated record. Gene Ontology annotation, molecular function: hormone activity; corticotropin-releasing hormone receptor 2 binding. Gene Ontology annotation, cellular component: extracellular region.
UCCAUAGAGAGGAAAUAUCACGGCCCACUGACCGCCAAUACAAGAAAAGAAGGAGCCGGUGACCCCAGUGGAGACAGAAGUUCAUGGGGAUGUUCCUGGGGCAGACCUCCUGGUCCUGAAGCUGCCGCCCGCCUCACUGAGUAUUCCAUUCCGGAGGGAAGUCCACUCUCGGGGAGAGAUGCUGCUGCCAGCCCACUUCCUGCUGCUACUGCUGCUGCUCCUAGGGGCCCCCAGGACAGGCCUCUCCCAUAAGUUCUACAAAGCUGAGUCUAUCUUCAGCUGCAUCAACACAGCCCUGUCUGAGGCCAAGAAGAGCCAGCUGGAGGAUGCACCCCUGCUGAGCAAGAGAAGCUUCCCCUACCUGCCCAGCCAAGACCCCUCGUCAGGAGAGGACGAGGAGAAAGAGGAGGAGGAAGAGGACAAGGAGAAAAGGACCUUCCUUGGCUCUGGGGUUGGCGGUGGAGCUGGAAGCACUCGGUACAAAUAUCUGUCCCAGGCACAGCUCGGGGGGAAGCUGUACCAGGACAAGGCCAAGAGUGACCGGCGCACCAAGUUCACUCUGUCCCUCGACGUCCCCACUAACAUCAUGAACAUCCUCUUCGACAUUGCCAAGGCCAAGAACUUGCGAGCCAAGGCAGCUGCCAAUGCCCACCUGAUGGCACAGAUUGGGCGGAAGAAGUAGAAG